CGACUGCUCAUUUUACCCUCAUAUGGGAUAUUAUAUCAUUUUCAAUGCUGUAUGCGAUGUUAUUUUGUGACUUGUCGAUUUUGAUCGCGCUGUGAACUACGUCAUAACCCCCUAUUCCACCCAGUGUUUAUCGCCAUUGCCUAAACGAGAUGAUUUGCUCCCGCGGAACGCCACCGCGACUUCAGCAUCCUACUACCACAGUGCGGUCCCUAUACGGAACAUUUUGAUCAAAAGCCACCAAGUACAUUCUGCUCUGUGGUGAGCUGUAGCUAUUGGGAAAUUUGGAUAAGAUUCGAAAAUGGUCACCGCUGCGCCUAGACUCUUGCGAGACUCAACUCUCAGCGCGGAAGGACCAGAACGAGUUGAAGCCUGGAAGCGACAAGACAGACAAUAUAUGAACGAAAGUCUUAAAGAAAUAAAACCAAACUUACCUAAAGUGGCAAAGAGGAAGCCAGAGGCCCAGCCUGAAUCUUCUAGGGCAUCGUCCAAAUAUGCACGGCGGGGGAGGGGUGAUGACGUCGCGGGAUCAUCGAGGUCAGCUGCAGUUAUUGAUUUGACUGGCGAUGAACCCGUGUCCAAGCCGACAAAAACAAGACCAACGAAGACCCAAAAGAGCAAGAUAUUGCCUGAUGGACCUCUUCCUGAAAAGAGGGCUCGGCCGUUUCGCAAGCACCCUCCAAAGACUUAUCUGGAGAGACUGGCUCGUGCCACCAGUCAAAGAAUGUUCGUCCUGGGUCAUAGUUUUACCGGCACUGGAGAGGGCGAGGCGCUUGAAAUGAACUUUGAUAUUGCCGGCUCGACUGGGAACAUCUACAAAACCGUCAUUCGGAAGGUGCCUACCUGCGACUGCCCCGAUUCUGCCAAAGGCAACCAGUGCAAGCACAUCUGCUAUGCCCUAGUGAAAGCUCUCAAAGCCCCCGAGCAUUUGCAGUACCAGCUGGCAUUCUUGUCAUCGGAACUUCGCGAAAUAUACGAGGGGUCGCCUCUCAGUCGCCAACAGGAUAAAGCUGAAGAUAACGAUGGCAACAGGAAAGCGGUGGAAGGCGACUGUCCCAUUUGCUUUAUGGAAUUCGAGCCUGACAAGGAGGAAAUCAUCUGGUGCCAAGCGGCGUGCGGGAACAACAUCCAUAAGACUUGCUUCAAUCAGUGGGCUGCUUCCCAGCGCCACCGGGAAGUUCGCUGCGUGUAUUGUCGUUCGCCAUGGCAGGCUGACACUAGCAACCUUAACUUGGAGAGUCUCAAGAAGCAGGGACAUAUCAGUGAGGAUGGGUACGUUAAUGUAGCUGACCAACUGGGUCUUUCUGGCGCACGUGAUUAUUCAAGCUAUCAUCAGCCUUGGGGCUACCGGGGUUCGUUCUCCUCUGGCUGGCGUAGGGGUUAUGGCCGUUACUAUUAAUGGAGUGUUUUGGGAGCAACGGGGAUCGAUUUAUACUAUAACUGGCUGAUAGUUUUGGAGGCUUCGGGCGUUUUAUACUUGGGAAUUUGCUAUAUACCCUUGCUUGAUGUAUAUUGAUGGUGUUUGGGCUAGGGCUAUGAUUGGGAGCGUGGUGUGGAGAUACACAAUUAUCAUUGCUACUUCAACCUCAUGGUGGCAGCUUGUAUCGUUAUCUAUCUACCUGAAAGCUUCGAAAUGAUGGAAGACUUCCUUCGCGUUGG
Messenger RNA from Aspergillus wentii DTO 134E9, 1656 nucleotides. RefSeq names its product RING finger protein. NCBI's taxonomy places the organism in Eukaryota, Fungi, Ascomycota, Eurotiomycetes, Eurotiales, Aspergillaceae. Gene Ontology annotation, molecular function: ubiquitin protein ligase activity; zinc ion binding. Bases 299 to 1396 code for a protein of 365 amino acids. The record is from RefSeq and is a predicted model, not a curated record. The transcript has 6 exons.